Molecule: messenger RNA, 1434 nt
Organism: Closterium sp. NIES-65
Lineage: Eukaryota; Viridiplantae; Streptophyta; Zygnematophyceae; Desmidiales; Closteriaceae
Source: the annotation of a GenBank genome assembly
GCAGUAGUUCAGCUCAACGCUCACCAGCGCCGAGUGGUCACCAGCAGCAGCGGCACCGGCGGCAGCGUGAACAGCAGCAGGAGCAGCAGCAAUAGCACCGAUAGCAGCAAGAGCGUUGGCCGCCACAACAGCAACAGCGGGCACGCAUCACCACCACUUGAGCAGCCAGGGUUACAGGCAGCAAUCAAUGCAGACAUGCAUGGUGUGGCGUUGGACCACUCAGAUGAAGCAACAGCUAAUGACAACCACCAUUCCCGGGACCUCGUGCACCUUGCGGCCCAAGCGCCCUUGGCCCAGCAGCGGCUCGUGGCGGCUCACUCAAGCCUGGUGCGCUCCAUUGCUCGCCGCUUCUUCGGGCAUGGGGUGUCCCUCUCCGACCUCUACCACGCGGGAGUGACAGCCCUGCUGCGAGCAGCAGCAACCUACAACCCCACCCUCGCUUCUCCAGCCUCAGACCCCUCCUCGCAGCAACCCAGUGCAACCAAACCAGCCCAGUCAAGGGCACGAGGGGAGAAGGAAAAGGAGGAGAAUGAGCGUGUGUUGAAGGAUGAGAAGGGGGGUAAGGUGAAGGCGUGGCAGGAGGACGAGUAUGGCAUGAGGAAAGGCCGCUUGUGGGCUCUGCCAGGACUGAGGCGGAAAGCCCGUGUGGAGAGCGGACGGGGAGAGGCAGUGAGUGGGGGAGGGGGUGUAGAGGCCGGCAGGGGAAAGGGUGAGGGGAUGAAAGGACUCAAUGAAGGGGGUGGGGCAGGCCAAGGGGUGGUGGCUGCACGGCCAACUCACAUGUCGCAGGAGGCGAUGCAGCGCGAGGUGCCACAGCAGGUGCUACAGUCGGUGCUACAUCAGGGGCAGGUGGAGCAGCGGCCAACGGAGCAAGGGCAGCUUGAAAAGGACUUCGCAAAUAGCGAAAGUGGAAAGCAAGGAGAGUUGGUGGAGGAGAAGCAGGGAGGAUUUGAAGAGCAGCAGGCAAUGUCCUUCUCAUCAUGGGCCAGUCGUCUUGUUUACCAGACCCUCCAGCAGGAGGUGUGGCGCCGCUCACCAGUCUUCUCCUUCCCACGCUACGCCUACUUCCAAUACGCUGAGAUUUCUGCCGCCUAUGCUUCUUUCCGGAAGCAGCACGCUCGGGAACCCACCCUCGCAGACCUCUCAGCUGCCACCAGCCUCUCACCCCAACGGAUUGUGACUGUAUCGAGGGCCAUGCGGCGAGUGAAGAACCCUCUCUCUUUCGACGUCUCCUUGCUCCCCAACCGCACCCAUGCUGAGACCUUCUCCAACGACAAAGCGGACCCCUGGCAGCAUCUCCUGGACUCGGAGCAUCUGGUCCUCCUCUCACACGCUCUCUCCACCCUCGACCCGCACCGCCGCCUCGUGAGUGCACUUUUGCUAACACAUGGGCAGAGGCGGCGGGUACAAAUGGGUAGUGGUGCGUACAAAUGA